UAUUAAAGCCCCAUCGUGCCUGUUCCCACUGAGUAAGCCUUCUAUAAAUCUGCCCUUACACACUCUUCCUGGAUCUGACGCCCAGUAGUGCAGUGGUCGUAACGUAUAAAUGUACGAUUGCGCUUAGUCUUGGCACGGAGUUUACAAGACACCCAGCGCCCUACAUUACAAGGAUUUUACGACGCACAAAAAUGGGUCAGUGUAGUUCAAAGACAUCCGAGCAGUUUAACGAGUUCACGUCACUUACAACUAUAAAGUUGUGUGAAAAACGCACUCCAGGCGUUUCUCAAGGGAAGUGGCGUCCGGACGCCUCGCAUCAGAAUGAAGCGGCAGCGGAGAGACGGCGGCGCGGCUGCGGGACUCACGACGACUGCUCCGGACUGGUUUUUGUGGCUGAUCCGACUGGUGGGGUGUGGAUAGACGAAACCCUCGGAAGACAAAGGUGAACCCGUGGAUGUGAAGUUGGGGUCGUUGUUGUUCUUGUUUUUCCCUGAAAUCCAUCCUGAGGUUUCUAAAGGUACCGACAACAAUCCAGUGCUGGAAGCAUCUGGAAGGAUGGAGAUGGGAUUUUUUUGGAUGUCUGAGGGGCACAAACCUGUUUUGUUUGGUUUCCAUUAACUGAAAUGGAAACAGAUUUAUUUAACAGAGUUUUUCCAAGACAUUUAUUGUCCUUUUUUAGACAUUUAUGACCAUACUGCCUGGUCAUGGUCACACGUCAUGUGGUCAGUUGACAAAUGUCAUGGGAAACAUGAUUAAUUUCUUUAAACUCACAUGUCUCAGGGCAACAGUCUUAACUGAGAACUUAUAAUUAUGUAUGUCAUAUAUAUUUAUAGCCUAUAUGUAUUUAUUUCGCAAGUGUUCAUUUUUCAAGUUCCUACUUCAUGUGUCAAAUCACAUAUUCUUUAGUUUCUGUAGGAUCUUAAGCCAAUGGUUCCCAACCUCGUUCCUGAAGGCCCCCCAACACUGCACAUUUUGCAUCUCUCCUUUGUCUGACACACCCAUUUCAGGUCUUGGAGUCUCUACUAAUGAGCUGAUGAUCUGAAUCAGGUGUGUUUGAUUAAGGAGACAUGGAAAACCUGCACUGUUGGGGGGCCUCCAGGAAUGUGGUUGGGAACUACUGUCUUAAACCAUUUCGAACAUAUAUGUGACAUGAGAAUCCAUGAAAGAGAUUUUAAUUUAGUUUUAUCAUGGAAUGUUUUGUUUAAAUGUGUAGGCUACAUUAUUUAAGACACGAGAGAUAAAUUAUGCAGAACUCCGUUCCAGACAUUCUUAGCAUAUCAUUUGGGAGGUGUCCUGAGAUACUUUGACCCAUUAAUCAUACAGCACUAUGUAGAUAAGCUAGAUGUAAUACAUCACUGAGUAAUGCAGACCAAUCUUAAGUAAACACAUUUGUUGAGCGAACACAGUGAGAAGCUUUGGUGAUUUUGAACAUAUGACAUAUACAAUGGGCCAUUCAGGAUCCAGACACAAACCUGAAGCCCGUAUCCUGCUCUUAGGGCUCGACGGAGCUGGAAAAUCAACACUUCUUUACAAACUGAAGUACAAUGAGGACUUCCACACGGUUUCUACAGUUGGAUUCAAUGUUGAAAUGAUCGAAGCGAAGAAGAACAGGGACAAAAUCACCCUGACCGUGUGGGACGUUGGAGGGCAGGUUAAGAUGCGAGCGCACUGGAGGAAUUUUUACCAGGACACAGCUGGAAUUGUGUUCGCUGUGGACUCUUCUGAUAUUAAGCGUCUGGAUGAGGCCAAGAGUGUGCUGGAACAGACCUUAAAGAAUGACCACCUCAGGAGACUCCCGGUGGUGGUUCUUGCCAACAAACAAGAUAUUGUAGGAGCUGCAACGGUAACCGAGAUCACAGAGCAGUUUAACCUGAGAAAGAGUUGCAGUGAUCGAGACUGGUUCAUUCAGCCGUGUUCGGCGCUGACUGGAGCGGGACUGGAGGACGGCUUCAGACGAAUGGCACACCUGGUGAAAAUGACACCUGAGGACAAUAACAUCAAAGAGACUGUGAAGUACAUAAGAUCAAAAUCGGUUAUUUCAAUGAAGAAAUAGUCUGCAUGGUAACUUAUUAACCACUUUUUAUGGAAGGUUAUGUACACAGUGCUACUAAAUUUGGAUAGUUCAUAACGUGAACUGAAUGAAAAAUUAAGUAAGCUACUGAAAGAUACCGAAUGUUACUUGGAUUAUAAAUGAAUUAUUCUUAAAUUAAUAUAGUAACCAAGAUUGUUUAGAAAAAUAAAAUCUUAAAUGUCUGUAAUGAAAUAAAUACCCAUACAAACAGCAAAACCUGUUAACCACAUUUACAAAAAGUUAUGUGAACAAAUUAGCUCAUACUAGUUGUUCAGAAUCAUGUGAGCUGUAUGGGAAGUAGAGUUUUGAGGAACCAUAAAAGGGUCUAAAUAUUA
Messenger RNA from Cyprinus carpio (common carp), 2406 nucleotides. RefSeq names its product ARF like GTPase 14 (gene arl14). Gene Ontology annotation, molecular function: GTP binding; GTPase activity. Gene Ontology annotation, biological process: intracellular protein transport; vesicle-mediated transport. The record is from RefSeq and is a predicted model, not a curated record. Gene Ontology annotation, cellular component: cytoplasm. NCBI's taxonomy places the organism in Eukaryota, Metazoa, Chordata, Actinopteri, Cypriniformes, Cyprinidae.